AUGACGAAGGACACCAGCUUUCGCGAACAUCACAGAAACGAGUCCGACGAUGGUGGAGAAGCAGCAGUACCGAGCUAUGUUGCAAGUAAAACACUGCAUAGCCAGAUAGACUCCAGUGUCGAGUCCAUUGAAAGCGACGGAAGGAUUCAUUUCGCAGUCAAGAGUGACGGAGAUGACAUCUUGGAUCACCUAGGGCUUGCACCCAAUAUGAUCAAAGAGGCGGGACAAGCUAAUAAUGCAAAACCCACCACAUCACCAGACUGUACCAGGCCGCCAAAGAUGGCCAUUCUCAUGCUUGCGGUAGGCUCCAGAGGCGAUAUCCAGCCAUUUAUCGCUCUAGCACUGGCUCUGCAACGAUUCGGCCAUCGGAUUCGCCUUGCAACUCAUUCUCUAUUCCAGCCAUUCGUUGAAGAGUAUGGCAUCGAGUUCUUCGACCUUGGAGGAGAUCCAAGAACGCUAAUGUCGUACAUGGUGGAGAACCCGGGACUCAUGCCAGGCUUCGUUGCUUUGCAUACAGGAGAAGUUGGUGCGCGUCGCAAGACAAUGCAAGGGAUCAUAUACAACUGUUGGCAUGCUUGCUUUCGAUCCGACCAGAUCGUAUUGCACAAGCAUAUGAAUAUAGGCUCAAACGACAGGCGAAAGGAUGUAUCCCCGAAAGUCCAACGGCCUUUUGUGGCAGAUGCAAUCAUCGCGAAUCCGCCUGCACUUGGUCAUAUUCACUGUGCUGAGGCUUUGGGUGUGCCUUUGCAUAUCUUCUUCACGUGA
Molecule: messenger RNA, 765 nt
Organism: Lithohypha guttulata
Lineage: Eukaryota; Fungi; Ascomycota; Eurotiomycetes; Chaetothyriales; Trichomeriaceae
Exons: 2
Coding region: 1-765 (254 amino acids)
Biological process (GO): carbohydrate metabolic process
Molecular function (GO): hexosyltransferase activity
Source: RefSeq, a predicted model, not a curated record